Messenger RNA from Colletotrichum spaethianum, 1638 nucleotides. RefSeq lists its product as uncharacterized. The transcript has 6 exons. NCBI's taxonomy places the organism in Eukaryota, Fungi, Ascomycota, Sordariomycetes, Glomerellales, Glomerellaceae. Bases 1 to 1638 code for a protein of 545 amino acids. Gene Ontology annotation, molecular function: metal ion binding; protein binding. The record is from RefSeq and is a predicted model, not a curated record.
AUGCCUACCACAACCCAUACCACGACCAGGGUCACCUCUGGCUCCAACAGCUACCUGGACAACAUCAAUGCCAACACUAACGCGGCCCCUGUUCUUCCUCCUUACCUUCGCACCAGCAGCCAGUCCCCUUUGAACUCGUUUCUGUUUUCUCCCAGCAACGCCUUCCCCUCGGCCAUCGGAACGGGCAUACCAAAGGAGAGGACAGGAGCGACUAAGAUGUCCUUGAACAAUACCGAAAUCAUGGACUUUGUUACCCGAUAUCAGACGUUGCAAGGUUAUCAAAAUGCCAGCGACCAGCUGAUUAAGGACCUUUUGAUAUACUGCAAAGAAGUCGAGGGCCACUAUGGCGAGGAAAAUCAUAUGCUCAAGCAGGAGCUUCGCAAUGCAAAGCUCGACCUCGAACACGCCACCACUCAUAGGAGAGAGAUGCAGCAGGCGCUGCAGGAGCUUGAUUUGGAUAACAACUACAUCAAGGAUACUAACUUGAGGGGCCUACCUUACCAGUUUCAAGAAAAUUUCAUCAGGCAGGGCAUUGAGGGCGGCAAGCAGGCUGCCUACGCCCUUCGAACCGCAGUUGCCGAGUACGUCGGCAGCCAGUCGGGUGAAGUUGAAAUCGUCGCCAAAGUUUGCGCCAACCUUUCAGGUCUCGGACGUGCCAUGCGCAGAGACGGUUGUUUGGACAGCGAAUCCGCGCUCAAGGACUUCUCUUUGGGAUUUACUCAGGCCAAAGCUUCAUUUGAUUUUAUUGACGUCGGUCACGGCAAGGAACGUGCCGACUCGAAGAUCAAAGAGGCCACCCGCUGGCAUUUACGAAACUACAACUGCAGGCAGAUUUUGUUAGGCAUUUCCCACGAUGCGGGCUAUGCCCCCUUUCUCGACGAGAUCCUCCAAGAUAAGGAAAUCCGCUCGAAGGUUAGCAUCAUCGAGGGUGUCGCAACGGUCAGAGAACUCAAAAACACAAACGUCCACAUUCUCGACCCGCUGCCCAGCCUUUUCAGAAACCAAAAGCUUGUUGACCGAAGCGGCGACCGCGCUGCCGAGGCAGUCCACCCCAAGCCAUUGGCCGUGGUGACCACGUCGCCGACUGUGUCACUCGCCUCGCCGGCCACUUCCGUCGGCCCCAUCGUCCUGGGCCGGAGUCACCGCCAAAGCGAGCCCCCGCCAGUCAUCACCACCCCAUUAGCCAACAAGAGCAUCAACAUCCCAACUCGCCAGGCCUCGCAGCCAAAGCCCCAGGCCUCGCAACCAAAAUUGCAGACCCCGACAUGGAACCCUGGCCAGCGUGGACUCGACCCUCCCAUUCCCAUCAACCAGCCGGCUCUCGAUAACAUCAAGAAGCGUACCGGCAGGGACAAGCUUUGCAAUAACCACUACCUCCGCGGACCAUGCGCCAAGGGCGACGAGUGCUGUUUUGAGCACAAGUACAAGCCCAACCCCGACGAGAUCAACGCCAUUGCCUUGUUGACUCGCCUCAACCCCUGCACCAACGGUCAGGACUGCGACGUAGAAAAUUGCAUCUAUGGACAUCACUGUCCCAGCGUUACAGGCAACACCUGCACGCACCCAUAUUGCAAGUUUCGAAUUUCAGAUCAUCCCCCUGGCACGAAGUUUAAGAACGCCAAAAUUCACGAGAAUUGA